Neltuma alba is the source of this 1075-nucleotide messenger RNA. RefSeq names its product F-box protein PP2-B11-like. Lineage: Eukaryota; Viridiplantae; Streptophyta; Magnoliopsida; Fabales; Fabaceae. Gene Ontology annotation, molecular function: protein binding. Bases 64 to 927 code for a protein of 287 amino acids. The transcript is spliced from 3 exons. The record is from RefSeq and is a predicted model, not a curated record.
GGGUCUAUGACAUGGUUGACUUACAUGUAGCAAUAAGGCUGUGAACAAGGAAGGACAAAGAAGAUGGGCUUUUAUCUCAUUGUUAAAGAUCAGGGGGGAGAGAGAGAGAGAGAGAGAGAGAGAGAGGAGAGGGAGAGGAAGAUGGACAUAACAAAGGUUUUACCGAGGGAUUGUAUGCGCAAGAUCGUUUCGUUCACAACUCCCAGGGACGCGUGUCGGUCAUCGGCGGUUUGUUCGGCGUUCAAGGAUUCUGCAGAUUCCGAUGAGACGUGGGAAGCUUUUCUGCCGGCCGACUGUCAUCACUUGGUGGCUCAAUCAUCUGCCCCGCCGGCGAACUUGGAUUCUCUUACCAAGAAACAACUCUACCAUCAUCUUUGUGAUCAUCCCCUCCUUUUGGCCAAUAACACCAUGAGUUUUUCUUUGGAUAAGGAGAGUUGUAAGAAGUGUUAUAUGAUAGGUGCAAGGGGACUAUGGAUUCUUUGGUCAACUGAUCUUAGAUACUGGAGUUAUGCUUCUAUUCAAGAAUCCAGAUUUCCUGAAGUGGCAGUGCUCGAUCAUGUGUGGUGGUUUGAGGUGAAAGGAAUUCUUAACACCAGACUUCUAUCCGCCAAAACAACAUAUGAUGUGUUCUUCAUCUUUCAAUUUGGAAGUGAGAUAUUGGGAUUCACAGGCACAUUCAUAAAUUUUAGUCUCAAUAAAAGCGGUGCGUUUACGUCUGAAGGACAAGUGGUCCUAUACCCUCCAAGAAUUGGAGUUAAGGAAAGAGAAGAUGGAUGGCUUGAAAUUAAGGUAGGUGAAUUUUACACUGACCAUGAAGAAGAUGGUGAUGGCUUAUUGGAGUUCAGAUUAUGGGAGUUUAAUGACUAUAAUGAGAAAAAAGGCAUAUUAGUUGAAGGAUUUGAGUUUCGGCCUAAGAGCCAUGAAUAGAAGUAAAUACUAAACAGCAUGCAUUCUUUCUAUGGUCUAAUCUUUAGUGUGUUUGUUGGGUUGGAAUUGUGUGAACUUGAUUUUUCAGACUAUUUGAUUUGUAUUAAAAGUGACUUUUGGCCAAUACAUAAACAAUUUUUAGCUUCUA